This is a messenger RNA of Impatiens glandulifera, 627 nucleotides long. RefSeq names its product metal tolerance protein 4-like. Gene Ontology annotation, biological process: monoatomic cation transport; transmembrane transport. The transcript is spliced from 3 exons. Gene Ontology annotation, molecular function: manganese ion transmembrane transporter activity. Bases 1 to 627 code for a protein of 208 amino acids. Gene Ontology annotation, cellular component: membrane. Lineage: Eukaryota; Viridiplantae; Streptophyta; Magnoliopsida; Ericales; Balsaminaceae. The record is from RefSeq and is a predicted model, not a curated record.
AUGGGAACUGAGGAUUGCAAUUACUCUGAAGCCAAAUCCCCGCUACUACUAAGUAAUGGAAGUGGUAGAUUCCGAUUCGGUCGCCGGAACUCGCUGAACUCGCUCCGGGCAGAAUUUGUCGCCAAACUCCCGCAGAAGCUUCAUGCUGCUGUUGAUCUUGAGUCUGACUCUCUUAUUAAUUUCUCCAAUAUCACUACGGCCACAAGCUUAUCGAAAGGAGAGAAAGAGUAUUAUGAAAAACAAGUUGCAGUGCUGAAAUCAUUUGCUGAAGUUGACUCCGUGGUUGAUGAAUCUAAUCACGAGGAAGAAGAAGAUAACGAAGAAGAACAAGCUCAGCAUGAGAAGGCCAUGAUGAUUUCAAAUUAUGCAAAUGUCAUAUUACUCGCCUUUAAGAUUUAUGUUACAAUAAAGAGUGGAUCCACAUCCAUAGCUGCAUCAACACUAGAUUCCUUACUUGAUCUUAUAGCUGGUAUUAUACUUUGGAUGACUCAUCUAUCUAUGAAGAAUGUGAAUAUCUACAAGUAUCCCAUAGGUAAAUUGAGGGUUCAGCCUGUCGGAAUUAUCAUCUUUGCUGCUGUCAUGGCCACUCUUGGUAUAAUACAUUAUAUUGAGAUUUUGAAUGACUAA